AUGCCGACCGAUAUUGAACGCAUUGUAGAUCGCAAACUAAUUAAACAGCGUGUGCAUUAUUAUGUAAUGUGGAAAGGGUUUGGUGAAGACAAUAACACGUGGGAAAGUCGCAUUGAUCUCAUGGCUGAUGGAUAUUCGAAUAUUAUCAAACGUUUUGAAGAACAACGGAAGAAAGAAUCAGGAAAAUCGACGUCAUCUCGUGGUCGCAGUCCAGGUCGUUUAUUAUCCAAGAGCCCAAGAACAAGUAAAAGUCCAGGACGUGGAGCUAGUCGUUCAAAAGGACGUCGCAGUCGCUCCCGUAGCGUCUCUGGAAGCAGGAAAUUACAUGGAAAAGAGAAUGAUGAUGAAAAGAACAAAAAGGACAUGGAGAAGGAUACGAUUCAUGCGGUUUCAAUGCGACGACGUAAUUACAACAGCAAGAACAAGAAGAAGAAUCAGGACAAGGAUCAUGGUGUAGAUGAAGAGCUAUCAAGACGUCAAAUGAGCCAGAAAUUGGAUACCAUGGAGAUAUCGUCAGUGACGCAAUUUGUAUCGCGUCUGGACGAGCAGAAACCUGAUGUGACGACGGAUGAAGAAGAUGACUCAGUGUUGUUGCGGUCGACCAUGGCAGUGCUCACCCCACGUGUACGUGAGAGUAUAUCUCCUGUCGCUUUAGAAAAGGAUGUGCACAAGAAAUCGGUGGUUUUAUCAUAUGAGCAAGAGGAGGAGCCACUGUUGAAGGCACAGAAGCGUAAUGUACCUACGUGCUCGUCCAAGGUCACCCCCAUUCAUGAUCGUACCGACCGGGUUCAAAAUGGUUUGAUUACCAAGGCGGUCGAGAGUGGUUAUCUUGCGUCAUUUUUGAGCGUAGCAGCUGUGGACGCGCGCAAAUUAGCGAAGUGGGUGGCCACUGGUUUAGCUUGGCGUGCUGCAGCGGAGCUGCUGCUGUUGAUUGAAGACACGCCUCGCGAGUUUGAGAUGUUGAUUGCAGGCUCGGCCAUUUUUGCAAAUGUGUCGCUACUCAUUGCUCUCGUGUCCAUACUUAUCAAUGGCGAGCAUGAGCAUUUUAAGGCUACACUUACGUUGCUAGCAGUCGGUACUCUAACGCUUUUCCUUUCCGACAGCUGGGCGAUUGCCACUGGGAAUGCUAAGUUGGAAUCUCGUGUCAUUCUAAUGUCAGUUGCUGUUAUGACAAUUGCAUUGUCGCCGUUGCCGACGGCAUCCGCGGAAGAUGAUCAUUAG
Peronospora belbahrii is the source of this 1221-nucleotide messenger RNA. NCBI's taxonomy places the organism in Eukaryota, Oomycota, Peronosporomycetes, Peronosporales, Peronosporaceae. The record is from the annotation of a GenBank genome assembly.